This is a messenger RNA of Aspergillus calidoustus, 1578 nucleotides long. The record is from the annotation of a GenBank genome assembly. NCBI's taxonomy places the organism in Eukaryota, Fungi, Ascomycota, Eurotiomycetes, Eurotiales, Aspergillaceae.
AUGGCCGGAGGUGGAAAGCUUUAUGUGCCCAAGGAGGCAUGGGCGGAUUGCACGGUUCCGCUGAUCUUGAUCUGUUUGCUUUAUUCUAUGGGCAGCAUUUUCUUUGGUGAUGAUGGCGCUUCAUUCGGAGGAGUCCAGACAUUUGAUCCCUUCACGCGAAAGUUUGGAAGCUGGAAUGACAAGAAAGAGGCCUAUGCGAUUCCCACGCAUGUCGUGUCCAUGAUGAACAGUCUCCCUCUCAUCGGCAAGUUCCUGGGAGCUGUCAUUGUUGGACCGAUGAUUGAACUAUGUGGCCACCGCACGUCCAUGGCCAUUACCUGCUGCGUCCAGAUCGUUGGGACAGUCAUCCAAGUCACAAGCCAUACCCCAGCUCAAUUUGUCGUCGGGCGAAUGCUCAUCUACGGCGCCGUGGGUCUGGUUGAAAACGUCGUCCCAACCUACGAAUCCGAAAUCUGCCCUGCCCCGCUCAGAGGGUUCUGCGUCGGAUCAAUUCAGCUCUUCCUCACAUUCGGCUCACUAAUCGCCGGCGUCGUGAACGAGGGCCUGUCCAAGCUCACCACCGACGCCGGAUGGAUGGUGGCAACGGGCAUCCAGAUGGUGCCUGCCGUCAUCAUCAUAUCUGGACUAUACUUUACACCAAAUUCGCCUCGCUGGCUGAUCUCAAAAAACCGGCGCUCCGAAGCCCUCAACGCUCUCAAGGUCUUUCGCCCCAAGACGGCAGCUGACGAGGGUCUCUGCGAGCUCGAGAUCAUCGCCCUCGAGAAUUCGGACAAUAGAUCAGACAAGGCACCCUGGAAGGCCCUCUUCAAUGCCUCGAACCGUCGCCGCACCUCGAUUGCGCUAGCUAUCAUGUCUCUGCAGCAAUUGACCGGCGUGACUUUCAGCAGUUCCUACGGGCCAACCUUCUACAAGCAAGUUGGAUUAGGCGACAAGGCCUUUGCUUACGCUGCCAUAAACAACGGCGUCUCCGUCGUAACCGCCAUAAUCGGCAUGUACAUGUUCGACGUCUUCGGCCGCCGCGAUCUGACCUUCCAUGGCUGCUAUUUGCAAGCGCUCUUCCUAUGCCUAAUUGGCGGCCUCGGCGCAAAUGCCAACCGCUCAACAUCCGACACGAACGGCAUGGUGGCCUCGUUUAUCCUCUACGCGGCGAUCCUGCAUGCGACGUUAGGGCCCGCGGCGUAUAUCACCGCUGCUGAGGUAGGCACUGCGACGUUGCGCGAGAAGACGAUGGCUGUUUCGACCGCAUGGAACGUCGUCGUCGGCUUCGCAGUUGUGUACACAACGCCAUACCUCCUCUCCACUCCCGGUGCGAACCUCGGCGCGAAGCUGGGAUAUGUAUGGGGUGGGUGUGCUGCAGUUGGAGCGGUGUGGGCGUGGUUCUUCAUGCCUGAGCUAAAGGGGAGAAGUCUGGAGGAUAUUGAUGAAUUGUUUGAUGCCGGGUUGCCGGCGUGGAAGUUUAAGCAGUAUGAGUGCACGGGCAUUAACCGGGAGGCUUUGGAAGGAUAUCGGGGGAAGAUGAGGCAGGUUGAGGGUGAACAUGGGAAGAAUGGGGAGAGAGUUGAGUUGGAGAAUGUUUAG